This is a messenger RNA of Notolabrus celidotus (New Zealand spotty), 2227 nucleotides long. It is a transcript of the gene adra2a, whose product is annotated as adrenoceptor alpha 2A. The transcript has 2 exons. Gene Ontology annotation, biological process: adenylate cyclase-activating adrenergic receptor signaling pathway. NCBI's taxonomy places the organism in Eukaryota, Metazoa, Chordata, Actinopteri, Labriformes, Labridae. Gene Ontology annotation, cellular component: membrane. The coding region runs from base 474 to 1718 and encodes 414 amino acids. Gene Ontology annotation, molecular function: adrenergic receptor activity. The record is from RefSeq and is a predicted model, not a curated record.
GAGGAGAGAGACUCUACGCGCAGACAGACAGCAGCACGGCAGCGCGCAGGGUAACACGAUUAGCGCUCUAUUAGGUCCAACACUGCGCUCUAUAGAUGCAGCACAGGGAUCACUGUGAGGGGAGAGAGAGGAGACACGGAGGGGACACUUCACGCUUUAUCCGCCACAUGGAUCUGCUUUGCUUCUUAUUGAUCUGCUCCCAGAAGUUCCACACUGCCUACUGUCUGAAUGUCCGUGCGUCUCUGGCACCGGAGAGGCUGUGUCACCGGCUUCAGAUGAACUGAUAGAAAAGAUAAGAGCGUAUCUUGGAGGAGCCGUUCAUGAUGAAAGAGAAAAAUCCGGGAAAGCCUCAGAGGGCUGAUUCACUCGCUUCCUUUCUCCUCCCUGCUGUGAGCUGCUAGCUCCUCUCUUCCGGGGGAUGAUAUUUGUUAACCUCAGGUGAACUCAAACAGAAAGUGGGCCAAUCUGCUCUGAUGGGGUUUGACAACCACACCAACCGGACUCUUCCAGGCGCGGCCGCUUACAGCCUGCAGGUCUCGCUGCCGCUCACCGUGCUGGUGGGAAUAAUGAUCCUGCUCACUGUGUUUGGGAACGUGCUGGUGGUCAUCGCUGUGUUUACAAGCCGGGCCCUCAGGGCUCCGCAGAACUUAUUCUUGGUGUCUCUGGCAUCAGCGGACAUCUUGGUGGCGACCCUGGUGAUGCCUUUUUCUUUAGCCAAUGAGCUGAUGGGAUACUGGUACUUUGGCGAGGUGUGGUGUGAGAUCUAUCUGGCUCUUGAUGUUCUUUUCUGCACCGCCUCCAUCGCUCACCUGUGUGCCAUCAGCCUGGACCGCUACUGGUCCAUCACACAGGCCAUCCAGUACAACCUGAAGAGGACUCCAAGACGCAUCAAGUGCAUCAUCUUCAUCGUGUGGAUCAUCGCGGCGGUGAUCUCCUUCCCGCCUCUGAUCACCAUGGAGAAGGAGCAGAACAGCGAGGAGGAGCCUGUGUGUAAGAUUAACAACGACAAGUGGUACGUAAUCUCCUCCUGCAUCGGCUCCUUCUUCCUCCCCUGCCUCAUCAUGGUGCUCGUUUAUGUGCGGAUCUACCAGAUCGCCAAAAAGAGGACACGGGCGCCACCGGGGGACAGGAAGCGGAAGGAGAGCCCAAAGACAGUGACUACUGCAAACCGGAAGGAGAACGGCAUAGGCGCUGGUGACGCAGAGAAGCUGAAUGGCGAGCGGGACAUUGAGCUGAGGGAGGAAGCGGGAGGAGAAGGAGGAGCAGAGGAGGAGAAGGGCGAGGUGAACGGGAUGGAUCUGGAUGAUUCGUCCUCCUCGGACCACAAAGUGACUCCUUGCUCCAUCAAAAAGAAAUCCACAAAGGAGAAAACUAAACUGAGCCAAAUCAAACCGGGGAACUGUGACGUCCAAAAGCGCGAGCCGAGCACGAAGGGCAGCCGCUGGAAGGGCCGGCAGAACCGCGAGAAGCGCUUCACCUUCGUCCUGGCCGUGGUCAUUGGAGUGUUUGUGGUUUGCUGGUUCCCCUUUUUCUUUACCUACAUGCUGAUGACGCUGUGUGACUCCUGCCCCGUGCCCGACACGCUGUUCAAGUUCUUCUUCUGGUUCGGCUACUGCAACAGUGCGCUGAACCCCAUCAUCUACACCAUCUUCAACAACGACUUCAGGAGGUCGUUCAAAAAGAUACUGUGCAGGAGGGACGCUCGAGGAUACGUAUGAUGGACUCCAUCUUUGUGUACAUACUUUGUUUGUUUUUUUAACAUCAACUGUGAAGUACAUCGACCAUCAUGCAUGAGCUUUUUAUCGCUCAGGGUGUAACUGCUUGGAGAGGAUGAGCUUUACGUGCAGCAUCUUUUCAAAAACAUCCACCACCAAGGCUUCAACACACACACACACACACACACACACACACACACACACACACACACACACACACACACACACACACACAGAGGUCUAAACAGCAGAGCAGCACAUCGAACCAUGUUUUUAUUGUAAAUGUUACUUUUUAUUUUUUAUUUUUUAUAAAUGAACCUACAUAGUUAAGUCAUGAUAUGUGUUGUACUUAAUAGCUGUGUGUUGUACAAAACUGUCUGGAUAUUUGUCUCUAUUUUUGUUGUUAUGGAUUCAGUAUUGUGCCAUUUCUAUGAUAUUAUAUGAUGACGAUGAUGGAAACUAAAGGAAAAAUGGUGGCUCUUGAAACAAUAAAAAAACAUUUCUUUAUUGAU